AUGGACGGCGACAGCGUGGACAACAUGGCUAACACGAGCCAAGUUGAAGACCGAGAGGUCAGUUUUGAGCAAGGACAGCAAGGACAGCAAGGAGAGCAAGGAGAGCAAGUAGAGCAAGUAGAGCAAGGGCAGCAAGGCGCUGCAAAUGGACAGGAUGCCGACCAGGUCGAAGUGGCCGAGAACAAUGGUGAGGCGCUUCAUCUGGCGGAGCCUGUAGAGAGUGUGGCUGACAUGGAUGCGCUAGAAGCAGAGGCCGCCGAGCAGAGAGAGCGCCUGUGGGCGCAAUUUUCGAAGGACGAGCUCAUGAUUUUCAAGGACCUCCCGCAAUCGCACGUCAAACCCCAGAACUUUGAUCCCUCGAUCGACCAGGACAACGGGCUGAUGCCGCGCACAAAGGGCGACAAGGAGAAUGGCGAGGAAGAUCGCCACGCUCGUCGCCGCGAUCGUGGAGAUCGUGGUGACCGCGGGGACCGAGGAAGGAGGAAUAACCUUGAGCAUGACUACGAGCAUGAGGAGAAGGAUUGGCGCCGACACGAGCGGCACGACCGCCGCGAGCGCCAAGGAGACCGCCAAGGCGAGCGCCAAGGCGAGCGCCAAGGCGAGCGCCACGAACGGGAGCGGCAUGACUGGCACGACCGACACGACCGCCACGACCGGGACAGGCAGGAAACAUUGAAAGUUGCGGGCACCUCACCUGGGGCAGGUGGGGAAACACUUGGGGCUAUGGUGGUCAGGCCAAGUUCGCAGGGCGAAGCGAGUGCGGUAUGGUGCAUCAGCUACUACCGAGCCUCUCCUGCGAAGGUUACAGAUCCUUGGGCCCAGUAUGUGUCUGUGGCCGGCUUCAUGUGUUGA
Messenger RNA from Symbiodinium natans, 852 nucleotides. Lineage: Eukaryota; Dinophyceae; Suessiales; Symbiodiniaceae. The record is from the annotation of a GenBank genome assembly.